AUGAUUGGACACAGGAUGUUGAGGUGUUGGAAUCUUCCAGAGGGCACAUUGGAGGGAGGAUGCUGCAUGGAUGGGAGCUCCUCGACUUUGCACCCCAUCCCCAAAAAAGCCCUCUGUGUCAGUCUCCUAGCCUCUCUGCUACUGAUCCUUCUGGCUCUUGGUUUGACCGGACACCUUCGGUUGCCUCAAAAACACUUGCAGUCUUCACAGGCUGUUCGAUUCACUGCCUCAGACCCAAAUGGGAUUCUGUUCCUCAACCAGUCGGCAGUUGUAGACCAGGAGAAUGGCCUGGUGACCUUUACUGUGACCACAGGAGUGAAUCAAACAUCCACUGUGCUCUUUGAUACCAAACAUGGAAUAAUAUGUUACCAUCCAGCAUACCAGGAGAGGUGCUUGCUGUGGACAAUGGAAACAUCUGAUUAUGACAAUGUACGCUCCCUACUUCAAGCGUCGGCACACCAGCAGAGUCAGUUCCAGCUCUCUGUGAACGAGACCCAGAGGCGCACAGAGUUCUUUGGGGUCCUGGCUGCGAGUCAGGCAGAUAUCUCCACCUUGGAGGAGCCCAUCAGGCUCUUGUGUCGGGGUAGGACCAUCCACUGGACCAAGAGAGCUGAAGGGCCAGGCAGACAGAGGCUGGUCUAUUUCUGCAUUGACAUCUGCUUUCCCAAUAACAUCUGCAUGUCAGUUUGCUUUUACUACUUACCAGAGUAA
Nerophis lumbriciformis (worm pipefish) is the source of this 711-nucleotide messenger RNA. The record is from RefSeq and is a predicted model, not a curated record. Lineage: Eukaryota; Metazoa; Chordata; Actinopteri; Syngnathiformes; Syngnathidae.